CGCAGCAGCCGCAGCAGUGUGUCUGCAGCCGUACAGACAGACAGGCAGAGGCUGCCGCAGAGCUGAGAACGUCCCCUAGAUGAGGAAAGUUUCCCGCAAGUUUGCAUUUUCACUUUUCGUGAAGAAAUCCGAAAGAGGUUGUGAAGGAUUUCUUGAAAGAAACUAACUCUGCAGAGAAGAUCUCCUUAGGCUACUCACUGAAGAAGGAGACCCAACUAUUUUUUUUUCUGGGAUGGAUGCAACUUUCACGUUGUGCUUCAUAACGGGGAACUUAUAAGAGUGUGGAUAUAUUGUAGUUCUGCAAGAAAAACAGCACAGAGGAACAGAUGAACGCUUAAAACGAAGAAGCAAAGAUGAAGACAGCUGCCAAGGGUUUUGGAAAGUCUAAAAUGGAUCCUUUGCACUUUGAGGGGUGGUUUAGCAGAAGGAUAGUGCUAACAGUGUAUGUGGCCUUGGAGCUUUUAACACUCCAUUCAUCUUUUGUCCUCGGGACCCUUGAGCUACAGCUAGAUGAGGAACAACCAGCUGGCACAGUUGUGGGUGAUAUCAGCGCUGGACUUCCUCCUGGUGUCACGGCUUCCUUGUAUUUCAUCUCUGACCACGAGGGCACUGGAGUGGGCAGUGAUCUGGACAUAGAUGAAAGCACGGGUAUAAUUAAAACCGCCAAAGUUCUGGACCGGGAGUUGAGAGACAGAUACAGCUUCAUUGCAGUCACCAUGACAGGUGUGACUGUUGAAGUGACUAUUAACGUAAAUGAUAUAAAUGACCACGCUCCAAAGUUUCCCCGAAAAAGAGUGACAUUUAAAAUUCCAGAGCAGACAGCCAUUGGCACAAGAUUUCCUCUUGAGCCAGCUGUGGACAGUGAUAAAGGACAGUUCACAACACAGGGUUAUCUUAUCAAGGAUGGAAAUGUUGGCCAGGCCUUCACCUUGGAGACAAGGAGGGGAAGCAGUGAGGUUCUCUUCCUGGACUUGGUGGUCAAUGGCAUUCUAGACCGAGAGAAAAGAUCAACCUACACGUUAUCUUUAGAGGCCUUUGAUGGCGGUUCACCCAAAAGAACUGACCAGAUAACUUUAGAUAUUAUUGUACAAGAUAUAAAUGACAACGCUCCUGUUUUUAACCAGAGCCGCUAUCAUGCUAUCAUAUCUGAGAAUCUCCAACCAGGAAGCAACAUCCUCCAGGUGUUUGCAACAGAUACUGAUGAGGGCGAUAAUGGGGUGGUGCUGUAUGAAAUCAACAGGAGGCAAAGUGACCCCAACCGGUACUUUGUCGUGGACACUCGCUCUGGGAUAAUCACUUUGAACAAGCCGCUGGACUUUGAGAUGAGAAGAGUCCAUGAGCUUGUGGUCCAGGCUCAAGAUAAUGCAACCCAUCCAGAAGUGACCAAUGCCUUUGUAACUAUUCAUGUCAGAGACUACAAUGACAACCAGCCCACCAUGACUAUCAUCUUUUUAAGUGAGGAUGGGUCUCCUAGAAUCUCCGAAGGCGCUCAGCCAGGCCAGUAUGUAGCCCGGAUCUCAGUAACCGACCCAGAUUACGGAGAGUAUGCCAAUGUGAAUGUGUCGUUAGAAGGAGGAGAUGGAAAAUUUGGCCUGACAACAAAAGAUAGCAUCAUAUAUCUUGUGUGUGUGGACCAAAUACUGGACCGGGAGGAGAGGGACACCUAUGAACUGAGAGUGAUGGCAACAGACUCGGGCACACCCCCACUACGGGCGGAGUCCUCCUUUGUCAUCCAGGUGACAGACAUCAAUGACAACCCUCCUCUUUUUGAUCAGCCAGUGUACAGACAACUGAUCCCUGAAGUGGUCUUCCCAGGCAGCUUUGUGUUGCAGGUAACUGCAAGAGAUAAAGACCAGGGGCCAAAUGGAGAUAUUAACUACAGCAUCCUGCAAGAUCCAAGUGGCUACUACAGCUGGUUUAGCAUAGACUCAAUCACAGGCAUUAUUACCACUCUAUCCCAGCUGGAUUAUGAAAAGAACCCUAGUCCCAGUAUAACUGUUGUUGCCACAGAUGGAGGAAACCCUCCCCUUUCUUCCACAUCAGUGGUUAACAUCUUACUUCAGGAUAUAAAUGACAAUGAGCCUGUUUUUGAGAAAACUUUCUACAACGUGUCCAUCAAGGAAAACACAGCUCCAGGGACCUGCAUUCUUCAGGUGACUGCAACAGAUGCGGAUGGCGGCUCCUUUGGCUCGGUGUCUUACUCCCUCGGCUCUGGCAGUAAAAGCGCUGUUCCCUCUCAUUUUACCAUUGGCAAGCAGACGGGCCAGAUCUGCACUAACGCCCCACUAGACAGGGAUCAAGGGCCGGACAGUUUCGACUUCACUGUAACAGCAGUAGACGGGGGUGGACUGAGUUCAGUAGCCUACGUGAAGGUGGAUCUGGUUGACAUUAAUGAUAACAGACCCGCUUUCUAUCCACUCAGUUAUGCUGUUAGUUUGAGCACACAGAGUGCCCCUGGGACAUCUGUUGUCAGAGUGAUGGCCUAUGACCCAGACUCUGGCGAGAAUGGCAAAAUUACAUACAAAACGGUACCUGGAGGAGCCUCUCCAUAUUUUACUCUCAACAAAGACACAGGUGUUAUCUCGCUGUCUCGGUCAGUCUAUGGGAAAGCCAACUCUAUUAUUCCCAUGGUUAUCUCUGCUCAAGAUGGUGGGGGACUCUUAGCCUUAGACAAUGCAAGAGUCAACAUCAGUGUGAUGGCAGGACUUGUGGCACCACCUGUGUUCGAACAGACUCAGUACCACCUUACUGUAUCAGAGGAUGCGUUGCGUGGGACAGUGGUAGGCAUCGUCCAAGCCAGCAGUAAGACAGGCAAUUCCAAGAGCAUCACCUACACAAUAAGCUCUGGGGACCCAUCCGGCUACUUCACUGUGGAUUCUGACACUGGAGCCUUAAGGACCAGUUUGCCACUGGAUCAUGAAACCCAGCCUGUUCUUGAUUUAGAAGUGCAGGCCCGUAGUGGCAACCCUCCGGCAUUUGGCCAAACCCGUGUUCACAUCACCAUAGCAGACACCAACGACAACCCUCCAGUGUUUUUGCCCUCGUCUUCAGAGUCCCUGCUGCUGCCGGAGAACACAGAGAUGGGCACAGUGGUGUAUCGGAUCCAAGCAGAGGACAGAGACUCAGGACUCAAUGGACAACUCAGCUUUGAACUUUCCUCUCCAAAUGGAAUCCAGAGAAUUUUCAGCAUAGAGCGCAGCACCGGAGAGAUCCGAUUGGUUGGCAGCCUCAGCUAUGAAACUAACCCUCGCUAUGACCUCUUGGUGAUUGCCAAAGAUAAAGGUGUGCCCCCGCUUAGUGCCACCCUUAUGCUUGUAGUUCAUGUGCAAGCAGAAAACGAGCAGGGUCCUGUGUUUGAUACCCUCACCUACAGAGUAGAGCUAAAAGAAGGAACCCCAAUAAACACUCGCUUCCUGCAAGUCAGGGCCAUGAGCAGAGAGGUCCCAGGCUUGGGUCAUCUGAGCCCGCUGAUGUAUCACCUUCGUCCAGAUGGAGAUGCUGCAGGAUUUGGCAUUGCUGCAGACAGCGGCUGGCUGUUUGUAAAGAGCUCUCUAGACAGAGAGCAGAAGGACAUGUUUCUUUUAACAGUGCUGGCCAGUGUUACCCACGGAGGGCUAAAGAAGACGGGAAGUGCCACGGUUCGCAUAUCUGUGACUGAUGAGAAUGACAAUGCUCCUCGGUUUGCCCAGCAGAGAGUUUUCAUGGCUGUGAGAGAAAAUCUGCCCACGGGAACAGGAUUCGGUCACGUAUUGGCCACAGACAGAGACAGCGGAUCCAACGGACGGCUCAACUACCGCUUCCUGCAUACUGACCGCCACUUCCAGAUAAACACCCACACAGGUGAAAUCAGUACAAGGAUGACUCUUGAUAGAGAACAGCAGUCAAGCUAUCAGCUGAUGGUGGUCGUACAAGAUGGAGGUUCACCGCCUCGCUCUGCGACAGGCACCGUCUUCAUUACUGUACUCGAUGACAACGACAAUGACCCAACUUUCAUCCACAGUCAGUCGGGCAAAAAUGUCAUCAUACAGGUGACAGAAGGUCAAUCUGCUGGCGCUGUGCUGGGAAUUCUGCAAGCCCAAGACCCAGAUGAAGGAGAGAAUGGCACAAUAAUCUACUCCUUGUCAGGUCCCAGAGCUGAGCGUUUCUCUUUGAACGCAAUCACUGGCGAGCUGCACUCAUCAUCCCCUCUUAGCCACUCAGAACGGGCUGAAUACACUCUGACAGCGACAGCCACUGACAGAGGACUACCCCCGCGCAGCGCCUCUUGCUCCCUCACAAUUCAGGUUAUCAGCAAAAACAGUCAAGAGACUAAAACAAGCCUGCACUCCAUUUCAUUCAACUCUGUGGAGGAGGAGGCCAGUCCUGGAACUAUUAUUGGAUCAGUUCGCCUUCAUGACAGGGGAACUGCAGAAGAGGGCAAGGUGACAUACACAGUGAUCGGGGGGACAGAUCGGGAUGGGACUUUUGUUGUGGACCGCCUCACUGGUGAUGUGUAUCUGGCUCGUCCUCUUGACUAUGAACGAGACACACGGUACAGCCUGAGAAUCGAAGUGGAUGAUUUCUCGCAGGUCCCUCCUAAAAGCACGCUUGUCAAUUUGGACAUCAACAUAGAAGAUAGUAACGACCACUCCCCUGAGUUUGCUGAGGAUCCCAUAACAAUUGUCAUCUCUGAGAACAUGGAAGUUGGCUCUUCUGUCUACACUUUCCAGGCGACGGAUAAAGAUGGCAGUGGGCUUAACAGUGAACUGAAAUACUCCAUUCUCCAGCAGUGGCCAAAUACCCCAGGCCUUUUGAUUCUUGACCCUGUCACUGGUAUUCUUUCUUUGGGACACAAGCUAGAUCAUGAGGUGACAUCCACAAUGAUACUGGUUGUCAAGGCAACAGAUUCUGCCCUCAAUGUCAGCCAGAGGCGUUGGGGUUCUGUCACAGCAAGGAUCUAUGUAACCGACGAGAACGACAACCCACCGAUGUUCAUAUCACCAACAGCAGUCAGCGUCAUGGAGGACCAGCCAGUGGGCUUUGUGGUGCUUUUUCUCAUGGCCAGAGAUGCAGAUCAAGGGGAGAACAGUAGAGUGACCUACAGAAUCCAUUCAGGCAACACGGGCGGGACGUUUAACCUCAACCCUAAUACGGGCUCUCUUUCUAUUUUCAAACCUCUGGACCGUGAGGAACAGGACAUCUUUAACCUCACAGUAAUUGCUGAGGAUCAUGGGAUACCUCAACGCUCGUCUAGCCAGAUGCUGUGUGUCCAUGUGAUUGAUGUCAACGAUGAAGUGCCCUGGUUUGAAGAGAGUCAUUAUGAAGCCCAAAUCUCUGAGAAUAAACCUGCCGGAACAAGUGUUUUAACAGUGUUGGCCUCAGAUCUGGAUCAAGGAAUCAAUGGGCUCGUGACAUAUGGUGUCUCACAGGGAAGUUUCACCAUCAACCCGGUCACAGGCAUCAUAACGACUACUAAGCCUUUGGAUAGGGAGCUUCAGGAUUAUUACUCUGUGACAGUUUACGCAAAAGACGGAGGCCUCCCAGCCAACUAUGCUAAAGCAACAGUGAAGAUCAAGGUCCUUGACGUAAAUGACAAUGCCCCUGUUUUUGGACGUCUGUACUACAGCAUAGAGGUGCCUGAAAAUCUGGAUGCAUUACCUCUGUUCACCCUAAAAGCCACAGAUCCAGACGCAGGAGACAGUGGAGAGAUUAGCUACAGAAUUACAGCUGGGGAUCCAUCUGGAAACUUCCACAUUGACCGUAAAUCAGGCAUGCUGUAUACUUCAAGGCCGCUGGAUCGAGAAAAAAGACCUGGGUAUACCUUGACAGUUGUAGCUCAGGACAAAGGCAGUCCUCCGCUCAGUAGCAGCACCACUGUUGAAGUGACAGUUCUGGACGUCAAUGACCACAGGCCACAGUUUGAAAGCAGCAGCUUUACUGCCGACAUUUCAGAAGACGUUCCCAUUGGUUCCCUGGUUCUAGAGGUCAGGGCCAUUGAUUUGGACAUUGGACCCAACAGUCAAAUCUUCUACUUCUUGAGCCAUGGCUCUCAGAGCAUGUUCAUUAUAGACCAGAACACAGGCCGCAUCAUCACAGCAGCACCCCUAGAUAGAGAGAAAACCGCCUCUUACACCUUUGAGGUUUGUGCCACUGACUCAUCCCCUGCAAACCCUCUAAAUUCAACUGCUGAAGUAACAGUCUACAUUCAAGAUGUGAACGACAAUGCACCGUUUUUCAUUCAGGAUCCACUUAUUCUGAACAUCUCUACCAGCAGCACAUCUAAUCGGCAAAUCUUAGCCACAAUGAGGGCUGAGGAUAAGGACUUUGGGGCUAAUGGAUCUGUGUUUUAUCGCUUUGCCAACCCUGUCAAAGGAUUUACUAUCAACUCACUAACAGGAGACAUCCAGGCAACAGAAAAGCUUCAAACUCUCACCCAAACCCAAAGGACUUUGAUAGUUCAGGCCAUGGACCAAGGAAAUCCUGCUCAGUCUUCCUUGGGAGUUGUUAUUAUUUAUAUUAGGGAGCAACACUACAGAGGGAUCCGCUUCUCUCGUAUAGCUAGAGACGUCAGUUUGCAAGAAAACGCUGCUAAAGGCACCGUAGUGACAAAAGCUGAAGCCCAAUAUCCUGAUGGCUCUAAAACUGGGAUCAUCUACAGCAUUUUCAGUGGGAAUAAAAUUCAGUCCUUUGGGAUAAACUCUAUUACUGGUGAUAUCUGGGUGCAGAAAUCCGAAGGACUGGACUUUGAGGAGACUCCAAAACUCCGCCUAGUGGUGAAAGCAGAGACAGCAUCUUCCAGCUCUUACAUGGCUGUCAACUUAAUUCUACAAGAUGUGAACGACAACUUACCACGCUUCCAGCUCCAGAACUAUGUAGCAUACAUCAAAGAGGCGCAAGGUCACAAUUCUCCUAUUAUUCAGGUUGCUGCAGAUGACCUCGACCAGGGUCAGAAUGGUCAGGUGACAUAUUCCAUCAGGUCAUCAUCCAUGAGUGGUUUGUUCAGAAUUGACCCACUGACUGGCAGCAUCACCACUGGUGCCAUCAUGGACCGGGAGAUAUGGACACAAACAAAGCUCGUUGUUGUGGCAACAGACCGGGGAACCCCACGGCUGGCUGGCUCCGCCACCCUCACUGUGAUCAUCGUCGACCUCAAUGACAACAGCCCCAUGAUUCCUCUGCCUCGAGAGAUCCGGGUGCCUGAGGACACUCUUAUUGGGACAGUUAUCACUCAGGUUACAGGAAAUGAUGUGGACUCGGGACCCCCGCUCUCCUAUACACUCCACCUAGAUGCUGACAGCCAAGGCAUGUUUGGAGUUCAUCAUUAUGGGGGAGGAGUGUCUUUGACAGGGUCUCUCAACUAUGAAGAAAGGACGUGGUACACACUAACAAUCCGCUCAUCUGACUCUGAACAUCAAAGUGAAGCCAAUCUUACUGUGCUAGUGGAUGACGUGAAUGACAAUGCCCCCGCGUUUACUCAAGAUUUAUACCAGGUGACCGUAUCAGAACACCUAGGAGCAGGCAGUGCAUUGAUCACCUUGACAGCCACUGACCGUGACUCUGGUGAGAAUGGAAGAAUUACCUACAGAGUAAUGUCAUCCACUAAGAGUGGUUUCUUCAUUGAUCCAAGCAAUGGGACUCUUUUCAUUAGCCAAAAGACAGAACUGGAUUUUGAAUAUCCCAGCAUUCUUGUGGCAAUUGAAGCACGGGACCAUGGUACUCCAUCUCUAUCAUCCAUCGCCACUGUCCAGGUCCAAGUGUCUGACGUUAAUGACAACGCUCCCGUUUUCCACCAGUCGGAGUACAGAGCCACUGUCUCUGAAGAUGGUCUUCCUGGAUCAACUGUUCUCACAUUAGAAGCUGUGGAUGGAGACCUUUUCCGGGAAAACUGUGGUUUUGAUUUUGCCAUUGCCAGUGGCAACUUUGGUAAUACCUUCCAGAUUGAGAGCAGUGUGCACUUCUUGGAGGGCCAGGGAUUCCAAACAGUUGGCAGCCUGAUUCUGGUGGAAAAGCUGGACUUUGAAGUGGUCCCAACUUAUAACCUGACUGUUGUGGUGUCAGAUUGGGGGAUCCCCCAGCGAAGCGCCAGCGUGCCUGUUCUAAUCAGUGUUACAGAUGCCAACGAUAACCCUCCGACAUUCAGUCGAACAGAUUACAUUGUUGUGCUCAGUGAAGGAACAGCAAAGGGAACAGAGAUCUUGCAUUUAUCGGCCACAGAUCCAGACUCUGCCCCCAAUGGAGAGGUGCAGUACUCCAUAAGCUCAGGAGAUGAAACACAUCUGUUUGAGGUGGAUCCUUGGACUGGAGUACUGAGGCUGCAGAGACCUUUAGAUGGCCAAACUCAGCUGUCACAUAUGAUUGUUGUCCAGGCUACUGAUGGCCAAGGCCAUUAUGCAUUGACAUCAGUAAAUAUUGAGGUCAAAGACAUAAAUGACAACAGGCCUUUCUUCCCUCUUAAAUCAGUAACUGCAAGUGUCAGGGAGAACCAGCCCCCCAAUGCCUUAGUUACCAUGUUGCAUGCAGUUGACCAUGACAAGGGAGUCUUUGGACAGCUGAAGUAUUACCUGUUAGAUACCUCUAAAGAUAGACAAGAGGACUUCUUCAUAAAUCAAACAUCAGGCGAAGUACGAGCACGCUCUACAUUUGACUUUGAGAAGGUCAACUCCUUCCAUUUUGUAGCUGUUGCCCUGGAUCCUGGCAAUUAUUCUUCCACUGUAACAGUACAGGUUUAUGUCACCGGAGAGGAUGAAUAUGAUCCUGUUUUUGUCUCAUCAGACUUCUCAUUUGAAGUGCCAGAAGGAGCAAGGAAAGGUCAGAUCAUUGGCAAAAUACAAGCUAGAGAUGAAGACGGAGGUGUGGAUGGCAUUGUCCUUUACUCAUUAUCGGAAAAUUCUCCUUACUUUGAAGUCAAUGAAUCAACUGGAGAAAUUGCUAUAAAGAUGGACAGCAAUUCUCGACAUAUGAGCCGAUCUAAAAGAGAGAUACGCCUGAUUACUCUGGAUGUUUCUGCUCACAGCCCUCUAGAGACUUCUCGCACAACAGUUGCCAAAGUUACCAUUGAUGUGAGCCAUACAUCUUUUGGCCUUAACACAGACAUGAAUAUGCUGCUUGUCAGCGUCAUUGCUGUUUCACUUGGGACCAUAAUGAUUCUAAUAGUAAUUGCUGUGGCACUAUUUUUUGUGAGAAUGCGACACCACAAACGGGAACAAAGAACCCAUAAAAGAAACACAAUUUCAGGAACUCUGCUGCAUAAUUUUGAGGAAACAAAACUAGCAGCAAAUGAAAUUAUAUACCAUCAGGCACUUCCUGGCUAUGCAUCUGAUCAGAGUGGUAAUGUUGGGGGUCCAUACACUCGUGGGGGAUCCCUAGAUCCGUCUCAUUCCAGUGGCCGGGGCUCUGCAGAAGCAGCAGAGGAUGAUGAAAUCCGAAUGAUUAAUGAAUAUCCUCGAGUGUCAAGCAUCUCUUCCUCCAUGCAGGAGCAUAUAUCUGCCAGAGGUCCAGACUCUGGAAUUCAGCAGGAUGCUGAUCAGCUAUCAGAUGUUUCCUGUGAACCACCUUUAGACUGGUUUAAAGGAAAGAAACUGAGCAGCACAAAUAGUACUUUAAUAGCUGGCCAGGUGCCAGUGUAUAGGGAUGAACGGGGUGGGUAUGUGGGUGUUGGGCGAGGACUCAGCAUCUCCCAGCCUAAAGACUAUACGUUCCCAGAGGACGGGAAGCCUCCUGUGGACGGUUCCCUUACAGCCAUUGUGGCCAGUGAUGAAGAGCUGAGGGGCAGCUACAACUGGGACUACCUUCUUAACUGGUGCCCCCAGUUCCAACCCCUAGCUAACGUUUUUACAGAAAUAGCACGUUUAAAAGAUGAAACUGCUCCUGCUCAUUCCCGCAGGUCAUUUCAUCAUAAAGUAAAAGCAGAGUCAAGGAUUGACCCUCCACCUCUCAUAACCUCAGUGGCCCACCCUGGGGCCAAAACUGUACCUCCAAAGCCUGCCAUAUCGAGGACUUUCUCUCACUUGGCCUCAUUAAGAAGAUCUCCAAUCAGGGCUGAGGGGUCCAUUUCCUCGGUCGCAAUGUCUCCUAGUUUUUCCCCAUCUCUCUCGCCACUGGCAACUCGUUCUCCUGCAGUUACACCCUUCAGUGUCUCACAGGGGCCCUCUGCCUCCUUGAUCAGCACAACUGAGCACAGUUUUGAACACAGCGAGGAGGCAGAUCUGCAGAUUUAAAUGUUAAACUGCUGGUUUAAAACCCAGUCACUGCUGUUCAAAACUUGUGCUGCUGUAGGACCAUAGGCUGCAACUUGAAAUGCUCAGCUCUCUUCUGUUCUGUUUCUCAAGAGAAUAAGUGUUACACAGUGUUACAUUCAGACCAAAAAGUUGAAGCUGUGGUGCUUUUUAAGACAAAACAUCAUUUACAGGCCAAAAAGGAUUAUGCCUUUCUGUGUGUGCUUGUGUGUUUUAUGUAUUUUUAUUUUGUUGAUCAGUGUUAAUUUGCACAUUGAGAUGGAGAUUUAUACAUGAUGUCAAUAUUUUGUACAAAGUAAUUGUUUAUAUUUUUGUACUUACAUGUGGUUUCUGUCAAAAACAGUAAAGUGUCAAGGGGUAGAACACACCAGAUUAUAUCUGUAUAUUUGUAGCUUGUACUGUAUGUCCGUACUGUAUGUUGGUGACAUUGUACAUAUUCUCAACCUCGUGGUUCAAAUGAAGCUCCUCAUCAAGGUUUUAUGAAUUUAGAUUUUUGUAUGAGAUAACUGUAAAUAUUUGUAGUAGAAGGAUCUUCUUUACUUUCCUAAAUGGAACAUCAGUCAGAAAAAAGUUUCUGUGAUCAUAUGUUCAACUGAUAAUAAUGAAUGUGAAAAGCUGAAAUGUCCUUAACACACGCUCCUUUAAACCGUACAAAGGAAAGGAGAACAUGACACCCAUUUUUCUUGUACAGUAAGAGCAACGGCUUUAAUUUACCACUCUAAGCCUUACUGUUUUUCAUGUUUUAUUGUGAAAAUUGUUAAGCAGAUAUGUGAAAAAUGGAAAAUCAUUUACUCUGUCAGCAGCAGAACCAUUCCAGAAAAUGUAAGCAAUUCUGCUACUUUAAAAACACGAUAACAGGGCCAUUCUGGGAUCAAAUUUGGGACAGAUUUUUUUUUUCUGGUAAGUUUUUGUGUACAUUAUUUCAACUUUUUAUUGUCAACUAACAAAUUAAAAAAUUUUGAUUUUUGAUCUUCAAGCAGGAAUGUUUCAGUUGCUUUUACACAGAGAUCUGAUCAUCUGCGUGAUCAUAAUGUGCUUUCGGCUUUUACAGAAGAAAACAUGUUCAGGUUUAUUUCUUUAACUUCAUAGUUCCCCUACUUAGUUGCCAGUUUUAUAGUUAUAUUAUCAUCUUGCAUUUAACUGUAAAACUUAUUUAAACACGCCCAGAAAAAGAGGGGCUUGAUAAAUUAUUUACAGUAAUGUUAGAAUAUUCUGACCAUGACAAAAUAAACACUACAUAUUUAACUGAAUAAAGGCACCUACUUUUUGUAACAUUUUUAUUUAACAGAUGUUGAAAAAAAUUGUCAACUGCCUCCUUUUACCGUCAGUAUUGAAGAAAAAACACAAGAGAAAAUAUUGCAUAUCAAGUCUAAACUUGUCCUGAGUGAUGUUUUAAGGAAAAAGUGCCUGAUUAAAGUCCUUGAUAUCUCA
Molecule: messenger RNA, 11645 nt
Organism: Gambusia affinis (western mosquitofish)
Lineage: Eukaryota; Metazoa; Chordata; Actinopteri; Cyprinodontiformes; Poeciliidae
Product: protocadherin-16-like
Exons: 21
Coding region: 354-10196 (3280 amino acids)
Biological process (GO): homophilic cell-cell adhesion
Cellular component (GO): plasma membrane; cell-cell junction
Molecular function (GO): calcium ion binding
Source: RefSeq, a predicted model, not a curated record